This is a messenger RNA of Penaeus vannamei (Pacific white shrimp), 1842 nucleotides long. Lineage: Eukaryota; Metazoa; Arthropoda; Malacostraca; Decapoda; Penaeidae. The record is from RefSeq and is a predicted model, not a curated record.
GUGGCAUCCAGAGAGCCAUCAUUAAUGCAGUUCUAUGUAUCAAAGCAGUGGGUCAACAAGUUCAACACUUUUGCCGAGCCAGGACCCAUUGACAAUUCUGAUUUUCUUUGUCCUCAUGGUGGGGUGCAGCCACAGAAGGCCAGUUAUGUGGAGGAUCUGGUGAUGUUGCUGUACCAAGGUGUGUGGGAAUAUCUGCAUCAGGUGUUUGGUGGUGGGCCAGCCUGCACUCGCCUGUAUGAGUGUGUGACAUGCAGGGCAGAGCUGGAGGCACUGCUUCACCGUCAGAGCAGUGAACUGGAUAUGUUCAUCCGCCUGCACAAGAUGUUCCAGGAUGAGGAGCACCCAAGCAUUGUAUAUGCCAUUUCCAUGCGCUGGUUCCGCCAGUGGGAGAGCUUUGUGCGAGGGCGUGAGCAGGAGCCACCAGGGCCUAUUGAUAACUCAUCCAUCUGUACCAGCAAGAUUGGCCAGCCCAUGCUGAAAGCAGGCUCUGAUUAUGCCCAGAUUUCUGAGGAGAUGUGGUACUUCUUCUAUGAGAUAUAUGGUGGUGGUCCUGAAUUGUUUGUCCGUUAUGGUAGCCCUCCAGGAGCAGCCCGCAGGCAGGAGCGCCUCGAUGGAACACGGCAGGAGGGAGUCAAGUCAGAGCAACUGCAGACAAGUGCACGCUCUCUCAGCACCGAAAACCUCCCCUACAAGAGCAAUCAGGGCACAGCACAGGGCACGGCACAGAGCUUGGCCAACCGGCAGAGAACUGUCUCAGCAAGUGAACGAAUAUCACACUCGCAGGCCGGGAAACGAGAGAAGGGGCCACGCGCACAUGUUCUUGAGCAGUUGGUGCAGAUGGUACCGACACAUUCAACCAAGCCCUCAGGGAGUGAGCAGGACAGCCAGAGCCCCGAGGGACAGCCCUGCAUUUCCCAGCCAAUGGAGGAGGAUGAGGAGGAGGAGGAGGAGGAGGAGGCAGAGACAGUGACACCAGAGGCAAAUGCAACCAUGCACAUACCGCCACCACCAAGAAGCCAGGACGAAGUCAGUACAAACCCAGCAACAGCUCCACUCCUCCCCGACGAGACCAAGGGCGAGACAAAGAAGAGCCAGGUGCAUGAGAAUAGCCAGGAGUAGAGAGGAACAGAGUUCACACAAGAGAGAGAACUCCAACCUUUGAUCAUUCCUUGUGUUAUGUAAUUCCAUGAAUUAUGAACAGAAAUCAAUGUAUUGGAAUGUAGAUAUAUAUAUGUAUAUAUAUAUAUUGAAAAGCUUUUUUCUUUCUAUGUUUUCUUGAUUAAGAAAGAGGGAUUUGGUUUAAUAAAAACACAUUUCUCUUAUCCUUGGAGUAAUUUCUUUUCAAGACUGAUAAAGACAUUUUUUCCCAAGGAGAUCAUCUUAAAAUGAAAAGGUUGUACAUAAACAUAUUUAAGAUCUGUAAUUACUCAAUCUAAGAUUUCCUUGAGGCAUAACUGUGAUUUGUUGUUUUUUGAAAUGUAAAUUAUGAAGAUUAUGGGAUGAAAUUCCUAUUUUGCUUUGGAAAUGUCUGUUAACCCAGUAAAUUUUCAGAAAAGUCUGGCAAGAACUGUUCAUGUUAGUGUGCGCUGCUGUACACCUGGGCAAUUGCUCAAGCUACGGGAGAUGCACGAGUUCCCAGCAAUAGGGGCACAGACUUAUGAUGUGAUGAAGCUUCACCUAGCGUCUGUGAUUUUUCACCUUGGAUGUGAUUGCAUGUCAGCAGUUACUAAUGGGUUAAGUUAUUGGAAAAGUGUGUUAAAUUUUUUUUUUUUUUUCUUCUUCUUCUUAUCCCAUCAUCUUCAAGUCAUAUAUUUUAUAUACUGUGUUACUGUGUUGAUAUCU